AAGAACCAAAAGAAUCUGGUAUUGGUUUUUGGUGUCGGCGCGUUAGACCUAAGAGCAGAGCGUGUCUGUUGAAUUUUAAACUUGUUGUAGAGAGGUUCGUUAUUUGUGUUGGACUGAAAUGGUGUGAGAUCGAUGGUGUGGUUUACUGAGGAUAUAUUAUAAUUUAAAAAUUAAUAUUGAGAAAUCUACAAAAAUUGAAUUAUGAAUCUUAUAUCUGUGAUAUUCACCAUAUUUGUUCAAUUCUGUGUAUGCGAAAUCCAUAGAGGAGGUAUACUUUAUCCAAAAAACACCGAAACUAGACAAGUCGUUCCUUUAGAUGGUUUAUGGUAUUUCAUAGCACCCAAUACUACAAAUCCGUUUAUAGGAUUUGAAAACCAUUGGUACAAAAGAAGUCUUAAAGAGGUUGAUUAUUUUGAACUACAUUUAAUGCCAGUACCUGCUAGCUAUAAUGAUAUAACGACUGAUAAAAAAAUUAGAGAUCACGUAGGGUUAGUAUGGUACGAUAGAUCCUUUUUUGUUCCUACAAGUUGGCAAUCUGAACGAGUGUGGCUAAGAUUUGGUUCAAUAUCAUAUGCUGCGCAAGUGUGGGUAAACGGACAACUAGUGAUGAGUCAUGAAAUAGGUCAUCUUCCUUUCGUUGCUGAAAUAACUGAUGUGGUCAAAUUUGGAAAAGAAAACUUAGUUACUGUGGCAUGCGAUAACACUUUGUUAUCUGAUACUGUACCUCAAGGAAAAGUUGAAGAACUGAUUAGUGGUCGACUAGAUCAAACAUACACCUUCGACUUUUUUAAUUACGCUGGAAUAGAUAGACCCGUUUAUUUAUAUACAACUCCCAAGAUUUACAUCGACGACAUCACUAUAGCAACUGUCGCUAUCACCGAAACGGAAGCAUUGUUGGAAUACAAUAUCAGCAUUCUAGGCAACUCCUCACAAAGUUGUCGCGUUACUGUUUUGGAUAAAAAUAAGAAACAAGUAGCAUCUAGUCAAGACCUUAACGCUAAUGGGGUGAUAAAAGUUGACAAUCCGAUAUUAUGGUGGCCAUAUUUGAUGGACAGUAACCCUGGAUAUCAGUAUACGUUUCAGAUAGAAAUAUUUGACGAAAAUUCGAAGUUAAUAGAUCAUUAUCCCAUCACAAUAGGGAUUAGAACACUAACUUGGACCAAUACAUCUUUAUUGAUUAACAACAAACCAUUAUAUCUACAUGGUUUUGGAAGACAUGAGGAUUCUGAUAUUCGUGGCAAAGGAUUAGAUCUUCCAUUAGUUAUAAGAGACCAUAAUUUAAUUAAAUGGGUUGGAGCUAAUGUAUACAGGACCUCCCAUUAUCCUUAUGCAGAAGAGAUAAUGGAUGUUGCUGAUGAACUAGGGAUCAUGAUCAUAGAUGAAUGUCCUAGUGUCAAUACCGAAAUAUUUACAGAUACAUUAUUAGCCAAACAUAAAAUUUCUUUAACAGAAUUAAUUAAAAGAGACAAAAAUCGCCCGAGUGUUAUUAUUUGGAGUGCUGCCAAUGAGCCAAGGACUGCACAACCAGCGGCAAAAAAUUAUUUCAAACAAAUAAUAGAGCAUAUCAAAACAUUGGAUAAUUCUAGGCCGACUACAAUUGUUGAAUCACAAAGUGCAGGUGUGGUUGAGUCGUCACGGUAUGUGGAUAUUAUAAGUUUCAACAGAUACAACGGUUGGUACCAUUACGAAGGUGACUUGGACGUGAUUACUUACUAUGUGAUAAAAGAAGCUCAGGCUUGGCACGAUAGAUUCCAAAAACCAGUUAUUAUGCAAGAAUACGGUGCAGAUACUCUAGAAGGCUUACAUUUUUUGCCCACUUUUAUAUGGUCAGAAGAAUAUCAGGUGAAGUUAAUGUCCGAGCAUUUUAAAGCGUUCGACUAUUUGAGAAAGCAGAGUUUUUUUAUUGGAGAAUUCCUCUGGAAUUUUGCCGACUUUAAAACUGCACAGACUUACACCAGAGUUGGUGGUAAUAAAAAAGGUAUUUUCACCAGAAAUAGACAGCCAAAGCUGAGUGCUUAUCAUUUAAGAAGAAGAUAUUGGCAAUUAGCGAGCGAAUAUAAUUCGAAUGUGACGUUACCAGAAGAUCUACAACAACCCUACGUUUUCCAAUCAUCUACUAGCCAUAUUGAACUGUGAUUGUAAAUUUAACUGUAGAGAUAUUGUAAAUUAAAGAUAUUCUAGAGUAA
Molecule: messenger RNA, 2186 nt
Organism: Diorhabda carinulata
Lineage: Eukaryota; Metazoa; Arthropoda; Insecta; Coleoptera; Chrysomelidae
Product: beta-glucuronidase-like
Exons: 12
Coding region: 202-2136 (644 amino acids)
Biological process (GO): carbohydrate metabolic process; glucuronoside catabolic process
Molecular function (GO): beta-glucuronidase activity; carbohydrate binding
Source: RefSeq, a predicted model, not a curated record